Messenger RNA from Suillus fuscotomentosus, 854 nucleotides. RefSeq lists its product as uncharacterized. The transcript is spliced from 5 exons. Bases 245 to 727 code for a protein of 160 amino acids. NCBI's taxonomy places the organism in Eukaryota, Fungi, Basidiomycota, Agaricomycetes, Boletales, Suillaceae. The record is from RefSeq and is a predicted model, not a curated record.
CCACUCUUCUCAGAGUCGUUAUCUCAAAUCAAGCGGCCAUUGCCUCCUUCAGAUCCACCAACCAGUCAAGACAUCGUAGACGCAAUUUUCCUCCUUGAGAAGGUGAAGGAGUUUUUUGGCCCCCCCUCAUUCGAGAGAAGACUGCGCCGGGACUACUGUAUGGCCACUGUCGACGACCUCGCGAAAGCGCAGCUGUAUCUACACAAGGUGUGCAGCGCAGCCACAGCUGAGACAAGUGGAAAUCAUGUCACUUCCGCAUCUCGUUGAACCCAUGGAUAGAAGGCUUGACCAGAUGGAUGAAACACUGGUUCCGAUGAUGAAUAAUCCCAGGAUUCACGGUCUGGAGAAACGGCUCGACUCUGAUUCUCAAAUAAGUGAGCAUCGACAGAGGUCCGGCCACCCAGAGGUCCCACAGCGGUCACCGGUUGAAAGCACGCACUGGUUAUAUGACAAGACACAACCUUUCAACGACUUACAAUUGUAUCACCAAAUUCCGAUCUCGUGGGGCACUGGUGAGGAUAAAGACCCAGAGCACUUUAAAUUGCCGCCUUUACGCACGAACAACGACUUCACCAACCUCCCCGGUCAUCAAUUGGACAAUUAUCUUUAUUACUACAGAAUUGAUGUUGAUAAACGAAGUACUAGGGAGACGAAAAUGCAUUGCCUCCGAUACUUUAUUAUUGGUCGUUCGAAGUCUUGUCUUGCUGCGUCCUGCGAUCUGACCUAGUCUUCCGUGGACAAAUGUUCACCUCCUAUGUACACCACAUAGUGUACAUUCAACAAAAAGGGCUAAAUGUUACAUCAUAUUUGCGAUACCCAAGGGAUCAAUCAUCCUGCGGGUGCGCCUUAUUACG